This is a messenger RNA of Clarias gariepinus (North African catfish), 858 nucleotides long. It is a transcript of the gene akap14, whose product is annotated as A-kinase anchoring protein 14. The record is from RefSeq and is a predicted model, not a curated record. Gene Ontology annotation, molecular function: protein kinase A regulatory subunit binding. The transcript has a single exon. The coding region runs from base 285 to 809 and encodes 174 amino acids. Lineage: Eukaryota; Metazoa; Chordata; Actinopteri; Siluriformes; Clariidae. Gene Ontology annotation, cellular component: cAMP-dependent protein kinase complex.
UUGCGCUUGUGAUUAUUGACCGUUCUUUAACCUUUACCUUUUGCAUCAUGUCUUUGUUUUAGUUUGUUAAAGAUUAUCCAUCGUUUUUAAAAGGCUUGACAUUCUGUAGCUCCCAUAUAUAUUUUAAAAGGGUGGAAUAAUAUGUUCAAUUCUUUGUUGAGCGUCUCCAUGGCAAUGUGUGUUUAUAUGUUAAAUCCCGGAUGGUUGCCUAGCGACGACACGUAACCGCUUGUUAAUUUUUCCAGCAUAGUUCAGGUUCCUUUUUGAAUAAAUGACGUAACACAAUGGAUACUAAACUAGAAGAUGACCUGCUGGAACUCCGAGCCUCUGAGCUCGUUAAGAGUGUGUUAGACAGCCUCCAGGGCACGGUGAUCGGCACGCCACAGCCGGACAGCGAGCAGCCCGAGUAUACGAUCAGGAACAUCGACUGGGUCGCUGGUAAAGACUUUACAGUCAGUGUAGGAAAAACCCAGAUCGCGGAGUACAUGAACACCUGGGAGGUCGACCCGAGAUGGUUGUUCAGCGUCAAGUUCCUGCAGGAAAGUGAGCUGGAAUUUGAGAGACAGUUCCUGUACAGGGCGCUGUGGAGCAUACCGACCAACCGCUGCCCCAUUCCUAAAAACACAGCCUCGGUUUACUUCAAUGUCAUCAUCUCCAAAAUCAAACCACUCACGACGCCUGUGCUUGUCAGGUAUCAGGUAGAAUUCAGCAAGACUGUGCAUACCCCGGGGGAAACGAGAUUCCGCGAGAAAUGGCUGAAGGACGUGAUUGAAAGCAAGGCACUGCUUAUGGACACCAUCACUUUUUAAAACUGAACUAUCAUGCGAUUUGCAUGGACAUAAACCAACAUAUUAACUU